UGUCGUCGUAACAACUCUUUUUUCCGUUUGUUUUUACAAAGUUUUAUUUAUGUCUUUCGUCCCCAAUUCCGGACCAAAUCCUUUAAAUUCUAAUGGCAAAAACGUCUUAAAUCCGGUUAAAGAGUGAAAUAAUCCGCAAAAAUUACUUUCUUCGGUCCAUCUUUCGGCUCCCAUAAAAAAAAAUAGUUUUACGGAAAAAUCUUAUCUUAUCUCUCACACACACGAGCUUUGGCCUAAUAAUUUAUGAGUCACUAGCCCACAUAACGACAUGUUAAAGCCAAAACAUUAAAAUAAUAAAGUAGAGAAUGAAAGUGAAUUCACGCAGCAAGAAUUAAUUUAUUCAGUGACUAGUGACACAAAAAUGAGGAAAAUUUACAUUUUCUUAGUGACGACGACGACGUUGUUGUUGGGAAUUAUUCAGCAGACAGUCGGGUACUCGUGCCCCGUGGAGUGUCAAUGUACCAUAGAUGUCCAUGACUUUUUCGUCGAUUGUUCGAAUCGGGGAUUAACGGAGUUGCCGUCGUUCGACUACACAAAAGUUCACUACCUGGACCUCUCGUACAACAAAUUCACCAAAUUCCCUCUCGCCCUGCGACGCUUGGAAGGUCUUGACUAUUUGGACAUCUCCUACAACUACAUCCAUCAUCUCCCAAAAGACGCGUUAAAUGGCCUCAACUCCCUCAAAGUGCUCGAUUUAAGUUUCAACAACAUCACAAACUGGGCCGACAUCAAUCCAAACUUUGUCUUAUUACCGGCUGUGGAGCUACACAAAUUAUCUCUUGCUGGCAAUCAACUCUCAUCAAUGACGAGUUUCGAUGAAAAUUUACUCUUGAUCAGCAAAAGUCUCGCAUUUUUGGACUUGAGCAAGAACCAAAUCUCAAAAAUCACCGGCGACUACAUCUUUGGCGGGCUCAAAAGACUCGAAAAGGUCAGUUUUCGCGGAAAUCCGGUUGUAAUGAUGACAGAUUUGGUCUCUGACAGUUUGGAGGAAGUUGAUUUGAGCAAUUGCAAGUUGGAAAAUCUCGCGCCAACGACUUUUGUGAAGCUGGGAAAGUUAAAAACGUUGAAUUUGAGUCAUAAUUCACGACUUACCUUGAACGAAGUGUCUUCCAUGUCAGUUAACAAGCUUGAUGUGUCGUUUUGUAACAUGGAUAAAAUCAUUUUGGAAGGAUUUCCGAACCUAACAAGUGCUUUUUUGGGUUAUAACAUGCUAAAUUACCUCAGUAGAGACCUUUUUAUGUACAAUCCACGCUUGGAAGUCGUUGAUUUCACCGCAAAUUCCAUUUCUCACGUCAAUGUUGACGUCUUCAAGCAAGUUCCGAACCUUCGAGAGCUCGAUCUUUCGUAUAAUUCCAUCUCCAACAUCGAUCGGGACUUGUUCAAAGCUAAUCCGCAGCUCCUGUCACUCAAUUUGGCGCAAAAUUUCUUCCAAAAAUUCAUCAGAAUCGGCUCCAAGUCACUUUUUAAGCUUAAUGUGAGUGGCUGUGAGAUCACCCAUUUGGAACGUGACACAAUCGGAGCUCUUCCACGUCUCAACGAACUCGAUCUCUCGCAUAAUUUACUCUCCGAACUGCCACCGUACCUCCAAUCGACCAGUUUACAAAAUCUCCAUUUGCAAAAUAAUCGCUUGAUGAAAAUUACGAAUUUGACAUUUUACCACGUGCCGGAAUUAACGAAGCUAAAUUUGGCGGGAAAUCGUUUAACGAGCACUUUGCGACGAGAUAUGUUCUCGCAAAAUAGAUUUUUGCAGAAAAUGCGUCUCGGCGACAAUCCCUGGAUUUGUGACUGUUCCAAACCGGAAUUUUUCGAUUUUUAUCAAUUUUUGACAGAACCUCCGGUGAAAAUAAGCGAUCGGAAUAACGUUAAAUGCUCAAGUCCCGAAGAUGCGUAUGGCCAAUAUUGGGAAACUGCGUGUUUUAUGAAAUGGUACCCGAACGAUCGGAAAUUUGGGUUAACGGAGAGGAUUUGGAUUGCAGUAAUGGUGGCUGUGAUAGUAUGCACCGGCUUAUAUUGUCUCUAUAAAACCAUUCAACGAGGAAUAAAAGGACGAGAAUUGACCCGGAGAGAACGUGAAAGACAAGAAAAUAUUUCAGAAGCGGAAGAAAUUGCCCGUCAAGCUCGAAUUCGGAUGCAGCAAGAGGCCUUAUUGAAUGCUCCAGACCCGAGAGAUCAUAAUCCGCCCGGGUAUGAAGAGGCAAUUCGCAUGCCAAAACCAAUUUUUGCCUCUUUGGAUGAACUUUCGACACGUCGAAGUAGGAGAAAACGUCGCGCUCGGAAACAGGACGGAGAUGAGGAGCAAGAAGAGGUCACGGAAACAUCUCUCAGGGGGCAUCGUUUUCGCAGUGAAGAGGUUCUUUCACCUCGCAUGUCCCGUCUCCCGCCCCGCAUGCACCCCUUCGAGAUGGAAGCCUUGGAACGGACUCGAGAACUUGAAGAUAUCAUCAAUUUCAUUCCCCGACCCUUGGAUGAAAUCGAAGAAUUCCGUCAAUUUGACAGCCAAACCGCCUCGCCAUACACCAAACGUCGCGGCGAAGACCACCGACGGGCAUCUCCCUUCAACAGACGUGACCAAAAUCGCGCCAAUAAACACAAAGCCAACAAAAUUGCGUCACUCGAGGAGCUCCAUCCCGAUUCCGGGUCGAUUGAAGUCAUCAUUCGAGAACCGUCGGUGGAUACGUUGCCCGGCCCGAGCAUGACACAAGAUGCCAGCAAAUGCCUUGAAGACGAAAUCCGUAAUUUAGACGAGCAAUUAGAAGCUCUUGAAGCGGAAAGCAAAAAACAACAACUGAUGGGGGAGGGUAUUAGCAUCCAAACACUGCCAAGCACGCAAAGCAGUAGCAACAAUGACAUUGAAGUCAUAGGCAGCGAAGACAUCGUCGCAGUGGACGUCGUCGCUACGGACAAUAAAAAUAAACGAUAAGCCUUCGUAAAAAUUAUAUUUCUUCUCCAUUAAUUUAACGUUAAUUCUGGAAAAUUUAUUUUACUUUUUCCAGUCGCUUCGCUUUAUAAUAAAUAUUAGUUGGUAAUAAACGUUUUAAUUACAUCGCCGCCUUGCCACUGUGGAAAAUUCCUGUUUCGCAAAAAAUAUUCGAAUUUAAU
Culicoides brevitarsis is the source of this 3099-nucleotide messenger RNA. RefSeq names its product platelet glycoprotein V. The transcript is spliced from 5 exons. Lineage: Eukaryota; Metazoa; Arthropoda; Insecta; Diptera; Ceratopogonidae. Gene Ontology annotation, molecular function: protein binding. The record is from RefSeq and is a predicted model, not a curated record. The coding region runs from base 362 to 2920 and encodes 852 amino acids.